This is a messenger RNA of Psilocybe cubensis, 948 nucleotides long. RefSeq lists its product as uncharacterized. Lineage: Eukaryota; Fungi; Basidiomycota; Agaricomycetes; Agaricales; Agrocybaceae. Gene Ontology annotation, cellular component: 90S preribosome; nucleus. The transcript is spliced from 5 exons. The coding region runs from base 1 to 948 and encodes 315 amino acids. The record is from RefSeq and is a predicted model, not a curated record.
AUGAAUCAAGUAGGAGACGACCUAGAAGACGACUUUGUUUUGGACGACACGGUGGCACUUUCUGGAGACGAAGGUCUCGACAAUGUAGUUCAACUAGAUGAUGAAGACGUCUUUGUCGAUGCAGGGUCAGACGAGGGGCAAGACGGUGAGGACGACGACGAUGAGUAUGGAAAUGAUAACGACCACGAUAACAUUGCAUCGUCGACGAAAGACACCGAUGCUGCUCGGGCCAAAAAGCGAAAGCGUAGAGAGAAAGAGAAAGAGCGGAAGGCAAAGAAAAUCAAAUUGGCAGAAGCUACAGAAAAGAUAGAGGGCUCAAUAGCUUCUCAGUCACCUCAGAAGCUUUCAGAUUAUUUGGCUGCAAUGCAGGCUAAAAGUUUCCCAAAGCUAUCAGCUAUUGAAUUAGACGACCUGCGGAUACCAGAAUCAUCAAUAGCGGAUACGACCGCAUGGACGGAAUCACGAACACUGGAUGGGCUAGUGGGUUUUAUCACGAAAGUUCUUCCUAGCCUGCGCCUUCGGUUAUCACAGAAAUCGAAAUCAAAUGGAGCACCUACACUACUCUACAUCGCUGGAGCUGCUCUAAGAGUUGCAGAUGUCACUCGGGUGCUCAAGAAUAAUAAACUUCAAGGUGAUAAGGGUGGAGAUGUCGCCAAACUGUUCGCCAAACACUUCAAGCUUGCGCAACACGUAGCCUACCUUAAACGGACGAAAGUUGGAGCAGCUGUUGGAACUCCAGGUCGAUUGGGAAAGUUGCUCAAUGAUACAGAUGCGCUGAAUGUGUCUGCUCUUUCCCACAUCAUCUUGGAUAUCACAUAUAAGGACGCCAAGAAUCGCAAUCUGUUAGAGAUUCCCGAAACAAGGGAUGAGGUCUUUCAAACGGUCUUGAAUAACGAGCUCGUUUUGAAGGGUAUUAAAGAGGGGAAGAUUCAAGUAGUGUUGUUCUAA